CUUUCUUUAUUGCGCUGUGGGGUAGACUGCACUAAAACUCUGAGCUUCCUCCACUGGAAACAACAAACUUCCCUCCCCCACACCAUCCAAAACAAAAAAAGUAAACCACUCUCUCCCCCCCUUCCCAUCCUCAACAAUGGAUAGCCCAAGAAAAAUAGCCAGCAGCCAAGAGCCCCUCUCCCCCUGCACCAGCAGCGGAAGAAGAAGAAGCAGCGACUCCAACUCCCCUGAAUUUGAGUUUUGGAGGGUACCAAAUCCCUCUUUUCCUGAACCCAAUAUUCUCUCCGCCGAUGAACUCUUUGUUGAUGGUGUUCUCCUCCCUCUCCACCUGCUGCACCUCCACAACCACAACCACGACCCUGGCCCUCAACCAGAUCCUGAGCCCCCCAACUCCCAAUCUGAGAAGCCUGGACCUCAAAUAUCACACAAGUCCAUAGCAGCAGAGUCGGUCGGUACCCCUUUAACUGCCUCAAAAAGAUGGAAAGAUAUAUUUAAGAAAGGUGAGAACAAAGCUACAUCAUCAAAGAACCAACGAGAUAAAGAUAACGACAGAGAAAAGAAGAAAGAGAAAAAGAAUCAAAGCGGAGCCACCUCAUCAUCCGCUGAGUUGAAUAUCAAUAUAUGGCCCUUUUCACGCAGUAGAUCCGCUGGGAAUAGUGGAGCCCGACCCACGAUGUUUCCCGGAACUACCCGUAAGGUCAGCAGCGCCCCUUGCUCACGGAGUAAUUCAGCUGGAGAGUCCAAGUCCAGGAAGUGGCCUAGUAGUCCGGGUCGGGCUCACUUGGGUCGGAGCAGCCCCGUCUGGCAGGCACGCCGUGGAAGUGGAGGUUCGAGAACGAAGACUAGUAACACAGAGGCGCCAGUGAGUCGGAGCAGUGAGAAGAUGGCGAGUAAGAAAAAAGUGAGCGUGAGCGGCGGCGAACACCGUCGCAAUAAAACAACAAUUGGCGACAAUUCAAAGAGAAAAGUAGUGAACUUGAAUGUGCCCAUGUGUAUGGCAUACAGACAGCAUUUAAGUUGCAGAAGCGAUGAAAAUAGUGCUACAGGGAUUUCUAAUACAACUUCUACUAGUAUUACCAUUACUGCUACUGCUAUAGCUGAAGCUACAAUAGUUGACAGUAGCAAUAGCAUCAGUAGCACAGCCUCUAAUCUUGCAACUGGUGGUGGUAACCUUUUCAAUUUACGCAGCCUCUUCACUAAAAAGGUCUACUAAUUAAUUAAGUAAUUUGCUUCUUAAUUAACCCCAGAGGGCUCUGAUCGAUUAUUUAUAUAUAUAGAUAUUUGUGUAUUUUGCUGAUAUUUAUUUAUUUAUUAAGCUUGAUUCUGAUGCAUUUUCUUGUUUUCUAAA
Molecule: messenger RNA, 1348 nt
Organism: Ricinus communis (castor bean)
Lineage: Eukaryota; Viridiplantae; Streptophyta; Magnoliopsida; Malpighiales; Euphorbiaceae
Exons: 1
Coding region: 137-1213 (358 amino acids)
Source: RefSeq, a predicted model, not a curated record